UCUUUCUUCACAAAAAUCAACCCAACCAUGAGUGGAGAUCAUGGACGCGGAGACUCUCAGGUCAACUCCGGAUCAAAAGGAAUUGAUUCUCACAAACAUAAAGAUAAGCACAAAGACAAGGAACACAAACACAAAGAUCACAAAAAAGACAAGGAGAGGGAAAAAACAAAGUACAGCAACAGCGAACAUAAGGAUUACUCUGAGAAAAAACACAAAGACAAAGAGAAGCCGAGGCACAGUGAUGGCAGCUCAGACAAGCACAGAGAAAAACACAAAGACAAGGACAAAGAGAAGAGGAAGGAGGAUAAGAGUUUAUCAUCCCAUUCUGACAGGCCCAAAAAGGAGAAGGAAAAUGGAUAUGUGAGAGAGAGAAGUCCUACAGCCAUUAAAAGUGAGCCGGAAGAAGACAAUGGUUUCUACCCUUCUCCCAAACAUAACAAGGCCACCAAACGUGAGAAGGAUGACGAUGAGGAGUUUGAAUACAAGCCCAAGAAUGUCAAGGUGGAACAUGACAAGAAGGCCAAGAAGAGGAAACAUGAGUAUGAAGAUGAUGAGGAGGAUGAGGACAUUAAGCACAAAAAGAAGACAAAAGACAAGAAAGCAGCGGAGGGAAAGAAAGCCAAAAAAGAAGAAGAGGAGAAAUGGAAAUGGUGGGAGGAGGAGAGAUAUACUGAUGGCUCCAAAUGGCGCUUUCUAGAACAUAAGGGUCCAGUCUUUGCUCCCCCUUAUGAGCCUUUGCCUGACAAAGUCAAAUUUUACUAUGACGGUAAGCCAAUGAAACUUAGUGCUCCUGCUGAGGAAGUCGCUACAUUCUUUGCCAAGAUGUUAGAUCAUGAGUAUACCACUAAAGACAUCUUUAGGAAGAACUUCUAUAAAGACUGGAGGAAGGAAAUGACAGCAGAGGAGAAGUCAGUAAUCACUGAUCUGAACAAGUGUGACUUCAGAGAAAUGAGUGAAUAUUUCAAGGCUCAAUCAGAGGCUCGCAAACAGAUGUCCAAGGAGGAGAAACAGAAAAUCAAAGAGGAAAAUGAGAGAAUCCUCCAGGAGUAUGGUUUCUGCAUCAUGGACAAUCACAAAGAAAGGAUCGGAAACUUUCGCAUUGAGCCACCUGGACUGUUCCGAGGACGAGGGGACCAUCCCAAGAUGGGAAUGCUGAAACGGCGCAUUAGACCCGAAGACAUCAUCAUAAACUGUAGCAAGGACUCCAAACAACCCAAACCUCCCCCGGGGACAAGGUGGAAGGAGGUUCGCCAUGACAACAAGGUGACGUGGUUAGUAUCCUGGACAGAGAACAUCCAAGGCUCCAUCAAGUACAUCAUGUUGAACCCUAGCUCCAGGAUCAAGGGGGAGAAGGACUGGCAGAAAUACGAGACAGCGAGGCGUUUAAAGAAGUGCGUGGAUCGGAUUCGUGCCCAGUACAGAGACGACUGGAAGUCCAAAGAGAUGAGGAUCAGACAGAGAGCCGUUGCCCUGUAUUUUAUUGACAAGCUGGCUCUGAGGGCGGGCAACGAAAAGGAAGAAGGCGAGACGGCAGACACGGUGGGCUGCUGCUCACUGAGGGUGGAGCACAUCAAGCUGUACCCCAAGAUGGACGAGCAGGAGUAUGUGGUGGAGUUUGACUUUUUAGGAAAAGACUCCAUCCGCUACUAUAACAAGAUUCCUGUGGAGAAGCGGGUCUUUAAAAACCUUCAGUUGUUUCUGGAGAACAAGCAACCGGAGGAUGACCUCUUUGACAGGUUGAACACAUCUAUCCUAAAUAAGCACUUACAGGAGCUGAUGGAUGGACUGACAGCCAAAGUUUUCCGUACUUACAAUGCUUCCAUCACUCUGCAACAGCAGCUCAAGGAACUUACCUGCCCUGAAGACAGCAUUCCAGCUAAGAUCCUGUCAUACAAUCGAGCUAACAGAGCAGUGGCCAUUCUGUGUAACCACCAGAGAGCUCCGCCCAAAACAUUUGAGAAGUCCAUGCAGAACCUUCAGACCAAGAUCGACGAGAAACAAAAGCAACUAUCUGCAGCCAGGAAGCAGCUGAAGGCAGCCAAGGCCGAUCACAAGGCCUCACACGAUGAAAAGAGUAAAAAGGCUGUAGAGGCAAAGCGUAAAACUGUACAGAGGAUAGAGGAGCAGCUUAUGAAACUCCAGGUACAAGCCACGGAUAGAGAGGAGAACAAGCAGAUUGCUCUGGGUACCUCCAAGCUCAACUACCUGGAUCCACGCAUCUCUGUUGCUUGGUGCAAGAAGUGGGGCGUUCCCAUAGAGAAGAUCUACAACAAGACCCAGAGGGAAAAGUUUGCCUGGGCGAUUGACAUGGCCGAAAAGGAUUAUGAAUUUUAACUGUUUUUAAUGGGACAUUUCUACGCAAGCCUUUGAUUUUCCGGAUGGUUUGGAGCCGACGUCAAUCGACGCCUCUGUGCGGCGACCGCAGGGCAGCGUGGGACGAAGUGAGGCUGCCAUCGGACAGGUUUUAAUAAUUAUGCUGUAAAUAUGGACCGGUUGUGUACAGGAAAGAAAUCAGCUCUUGAAAUAUUUCACCAUGAUGCCCCAUUGGGGGGUGGGUAUCUUUUCUUAGAAGCAUUACGGUGUUGUGUAUGUAGCCACUGCUCUUUGACCGUAUCCAAGCAACCGUUUUAACACGUCAAGUAUUAUGUUGUGUCGGCUGAACUGCUCUGAGAUGCUAAGCCAUCAGAUCUACUGAAUAAUAUUCUGAUAGAAUAAUGAAUUACUAUGUUUUGACAACAUGAGAGAUUAUGACGGUCAUCAUGAAUUUCAGGUAGUGUUUGAAAUAAGCUGGACAUGCUGGUGAACAUGAACACCUGAACUAGCACUAUGCUAACACAUUAGCACACAGAAUGUAUAGUUUUCAUCCAUGCUGUUUGUUUCAGGGAUGUACAUAUUGUUGUUCUUUUAGUUUGGUUUUCAAACGUGUGCUGUAUCCAUCCUCAACGCAAAGCCCUUAUCGCUCUGUUUCAGCUCUUGUUGUGUGCGUGUGUUUCGUCAGUCUUACAGUGAACUGGGCGUAACGGUGAAUUCAGUUACUUGAAAUACCUGAACAAAACGUUUUUGUGUGGCACAGCUCAAAGAGACAGUUCCCUCUGACAGAGGGGUGUGUACUUUUGCCAAAAAUGACCACAUCAUCUAUACAUGUAGGUGUGCUGUUUUUGUAAUGCUACAAUAGAGCAGAGCAUGUCUCUGAGCAAUCUCUAAUGUCAAUGGAUUAUAACUUUUGUCAUGAAUACUUCUUGGUAUUUUAUCAUGUGUCACAAUCCCACAAUGAUUUGAAAGCUUGUUGUUUAGAGCUUUGUAAUUUUCAGAAUAAAACAUCAACCUUGU
Cyprinodon tularosa is the source of this 3330-nucleotide messenger RNA. RefSeq names its product DNA topoisomerase I (gene top1). Gene Ontology annotation, biological process: DNA topological change; chromosome segregation; DNA replication. Gene Ontology annotation, cellular component: chromosome; nucleolus. Bases 28 to 2334 code for a protein of 768 amino acids. The transcript has 21 exons. The record is from RefSeq and is a predicted model, not a curated record. Lineage: Eukaryota; Metazoa; Chordata; Actinopteri; Cyprinodontiformes; Cyprinodontidae. Gene Ontology annotation, molecular function: DNA binding; DNA topoisomerase type I (single strand cut, ATP-independent) activity.